AUGGGACCUGUUGGGAAGGACCUACGGUCAAGGCAAGAUAACCAAAGGUACGAUCACAAAUCUAGAAGCAGGGAAGCAGGUUCCUCAUCAAGGUUUGGAGAUGAUCGGAACUCGCGUGGACCACGUGACAAUGAAGGAACUUUAAAAGCAAGGUUUGGUGGUUACAAUUUUAACGUAACUACCUCUGAACUCGUUGCUGUUUUAAGGAGUAUGGGAGAUAAGGUACGAUGGCCCAAGGAGAUGAGGUCAAACCCAAGCAGACGAAACCCAUAUCAUUGGUGCGAAUUUCACAACGACCACGGGCAUAAAAUUGCAGAUUGCAGAUUUUUGCGAGGUGAGGUUGAUCAUUCGUUAAAGCAAGGCUAUCUCACUGAGUUACUUAGUGAGAAAGGUAAACAAGCAUAUAUGAAGAACAGACAGGAGCCUUCAAAACCACCCUCGCCAAAAAGAACCGUCAAUGUUAUAAGUGGGGGAGAAAAUAUCAAUGGUGUUUCAUAUACCGCAGCUAAUAAAACUUCCAAGAUAUCAGUCACUCAUGGGAAGCGGUUACGACAUGAGCUAGAAGAAGAGAAUAUUACAUUCAACAACACAGAUGCUGAGGGUCUCUUAGCUCCACAUAACGACGCACUGGUAAUAUCUUUACUUGUAUGUGAUACUAAUGGGAAACGAGUUUUGAUUGAUUCAGGUAGUUCUGUGAAUAUUAUUUUGAUACGGGUAUUGCGUGAAAUGCAAGCUGAGGAUAAAUUAAUCCCAAAAGCGCAUACUUUGUCGGGAUUCGACAAUUCUAGUGUCGUCACAAAAGGAGAAGCAGUCCUAACUACAUUUACAGAACGUUGUGAAGGAUACCAGAUUUCAAGUCGUAGAUAUGGAAAUAGCUUAUAA
Nicotiana attenuata is the source of this 882-nucleotide messenger RNA. RefSeq lists its product as uncharacterized. The transcript has a single exon. NCBI's taxonomy places the organism in Eukaryota, Viridiplantae, Streptophyta, Magnoliopsida, Solanales, Solanaceae. The coding region runs from base 1 to 882 and encodes 293 amino acids. The record is from RefSeq and is a predicted model, not a curated record.